CCGGUAAAUACAGCUGUAAACUGCCUGCGGGAUAUUAAUUCAAUGUUACAUAGAUCUGCGCAGUAGGCAGAUAUUACUUAGAAUAAGUGUGGAGAGACGGAGAUACGAGGACAGGAUGGAGCUUAUUAAAACUAGAUGGAAUUCAAUACGAUGCACUGGUUCAAGAAUCGGAUUGUAUGUACAAUCUCCAAUAGCGGCGGCUGACUCUCUUUUGCAAAAAGAGAAAAACGCUCCGAUCGGUUGCCCUCUGUUUUCCAGAUCAUCGAAUAAUGCAAUACAACGUUUCGAAGUCGGCCUGUCACUCUGACAUUUCAUUUUGGCACGUCAAGUCGCACGUUAUCUCGCAUGUAAAGAAUUGAUCGAUUACCAUCCCGAGCGCAAUGUGCGACUGUCCUCAAGACCAGGACGACGGUGAUUCGGACACUGGAAAUACUUGCGCUGGGAGUCAAGUCCAGACCUUCGAAAAAUGCAAGGGCUCCCAGGACCCCGGAGAUCCUGGAAACUGGAAGAUGAUGAGCCUCCUUGAACCCCCUGCGAAAGACGACGACAUGGGAAUAGAAGAAACGCCAAAACCGCCGAGCUCCGAGUGCUCGAGUGACUCGACUAGAGAAUACGAGUUCGUCAAUUCUCAAGAUUACGAGUUCCUCUGUGGCGAAGAGGAGGUUCCGGAGUAUCCCGUAAUUCCCUGCAAACCUUGCGAGCCUGGGGAAGAGGAAGAAGAAACAGAGCCAGACGUCGAGUGCACCUUGGCUAUCAUCAAGCCGGAGGCUGUCGCCUGUCGCAGCGAAAUUGAGGACCGAAUCCUGGAGGAAGGCUUCGAGAUCUAUCAGACUCGGUGGCUCCAGCUGACACCCGAACAGACCUCAGACUUUUACACGGACUGCUACGGGCAGAUAAACUUCGCUCACCUCGUCGCCUACAUGUCGUCAGCUCCGAUAAUCGUCAUGGUUUUAGCCAAGCAAGAUGGAAUUCAGGACUGGCGACACGUGAUGGGACCGACAAAGGUCACCGAAGCUCGACUCUAUUACCCUGACAGUAUCCGAGCCAGGUUUGGUCGGCGUGACGAAGACUUCAAGAACGCCGUUCACGGAAGUGCGAGCCGAGAGCAAGCCGAACGAGAAAUUCACUUCUUUUUCCCGGAGUUUAUCAUAGAACCACUUCUGAAGGGUGAAAUGGCGGCAGACUACCUUUGGGAAGUGAUCAAUAACGUCCUGCUCGAGGGACUAACCUUGUGCUGUAAGCGAAAACCAGCCGACCCUAUUCUGUGGUUGGCAAACUGGCUGAUCCUGAACAAUCCAAAUAAUCCCAAGUUACCGGAGGAUCUGGCUAUGAUACCGACUUGACGAUACUACUGUUGGAUUUAAG
Diprion similis is the source of this 1365-nucleotide messenger RNA. RefSeq names its product nucleoside diphosphate kinase homolog 5-like. Gene Ontology annotation, molecular function: nucleoside diphosphate kinase activity. NCBI's taxonomy places the organism in Eukaryota, Metazoa, Arthropoda, Insecta, Hymenoptera, Diprionidae. Gene Ontology annotation, biological process: CTP biosynthetic process; UTP biosynthetic process; negative regulation of oxidative stress-induced intrinsic apoptotic signaling pathway. The transcript has 5 exons. The coding region runs from base 381 to 1343 and encodes 320 amino acids. The record is from RefSeq and is a predicted model, not a curated record.